Molecule: messenger RNA, 1727 nt
Organism: Mercurialis annua (annual mercury)
Lineage: Eukaryota; Viridiplantae; Streptophyta; Magnoliopsida; Malpighiales; Euphorbiaceae
Exons: 4
Coding region: 99-1727 (542 amino acids)
Source: RefSeq, a predicted model, not a curated record
CUUUUCGAAUUUACUCUCAUUUCUUGUAGCUAUUUCCUUUUCGUUCUUCGUUUGAUUGUUUGAUUCUUCGUGACUUAUUUUCUCCAGAUUUUUCAGGUAUGUUUUCUUUCGUCGUUUGGAUGUUAAUAUGGCUUUCUUCUUUGUAUACUCUCCAUGCUUUAUAUUCUGGAAAUUUCUUCUGUACUUGUUGUUCUUUGAUGUGUUCUUCAACGUGUUCUUCAAUAUAUUUUUUGUUUGAUCCUUAUUUUGUGUUUAUGUUUGUGAUUCCCUGUUCUAGGAUGCCUCUUAGUCGAGUGGAAGAUGCUUGCGCUGCUAUGGCUUUUACCCGAUCGAAGCUUCGUAGGGAUGAAGUCUUAGAUAUCUAUUUUAAGUAUAGUUUUCCUUUUGAUUAUAGGGUAAUAUUACCCGGUGCCGAUAUGGCUGCGUCUGACUCUCCCGGAUCUUCUUGUAGGGCGGUUCUUUUUGAAGAGCAAUUUGCUGCUGGUCUUAGGUUUCCUUUGGAUCCCUUUUUAGUAGAAGUGUGUAGGGAUUUAAAGGUUGCUCUAGGGCAACUUUACCCUGGUACGAUUAGAGUAGUGCUCGCCUUUUCGGAGGCAUGUAGGCUCCGGGGCUGUGCCCCUUCUCUCAAAGUGUUAUAUCAUUUUGUAGACUUUAGGAAGUGUGAUGGCUGCUUCGUUUUCGCCCUUGGUAGAGAAGGGCGAUCUCGUAUUUAUCUUCCUUGCCUAACCAGUCGCUGGCGAAGGCGCUUCUUUAUUGUCUAUCAUAAAUUUGCUUUUCUUCAUUUUUCGGAUGGUUUUUCUUCUCAUCCAGUUCGGAGCUAUUCUUCUCCUUUAAGUUUAUCCGAGUCAAAGCUUGCUUUUGACAUAUCUUCCUGUAGUAUUGUGUCGCGUCCCAUUUUAGAUGUCUUGGUUAAUAGUCAUCUUCGGAGUCGAUGGUUUCCUUUGGAGGAUCCUCCUCGAGGCUUGGCGGAUCUUUGCUACUCUUUUGUUCAAGAUUUGGACGUUCCGAUGGGUGGUCCUGACGUUCCUAUCGCCGACGUUAUUCCUGGCGACAUUGUCGUGGAUGGGGCUCCUGUUGAUAUCCCCCUAGCUCCCGCCGAGGUAGCGUUGCCUGAGGUUAUUGUUAUAAAUGAUGAUGAUGGUGAUGACUCGGCUGUUCCAGUCGGCGACGAGGCGAUUCCGUCACUACUCCCCCCUCUAGCAUCAUCUAUCGUUUCGGGGGGAGUUGGGGGUGUGGCCUCAGAGGGGCCUGUUGUUGCUGAUUCGGGGGAGAUUUCUCUAGGUCGAGACCCGGAUUCUCCGUCUAGAAAAAGACGUCGAGUUGUCGAUGAUUCUCCUACGAGGGAGAGUUUUCCUGGAAGCUCUUCUUCUGCUCCAGACUUGGUUCAAUGGGUCGAAGGUCAGGAUCCUGCCAGUUUGCUGAAUCCGAGAGUGCUAGCGGAAUAUAUCCGGACUUUGGCGAUUCCUGAUGAUGUCACGUGGUUCUGUGGUAGGCCGGGUCAGGAGCUUUCCGAUCUGGCUUGUUUUCAUGGUUUCUCUGCCCUUCAAUCUGUUCUGGUAUUGAACGACCGCCGACAGUGUGCCGAGGAGGAGGUCGAGCGUCUGUCUGCUCUUUUGGCGACUUCCGAGUCUGAAAGGGCGAAAUUGAAGGCUUCUUUAGAAGAGCAUGAUUCCCUUCUGGCCAUCGCCCGUGAUCUCCUCGUCAAGAUUUCUAAAGAUCGUGUUUAG